Molecule: messenger RNA, 1851 nt
Organism: Talaromyces rugulosus
Lineage: Eukaryota; Fungi; Ascomycota; Eurotiomycetes; Eurotiales; Trichocomaceae
Exons: 4
Coding region: 1-1851 (616 amino acids)
Biological process (GO): phenol-containing compound metabolic process
Molecular function (GO): arylsulfatase activity; glycosaminoglycan binding; N-acetylglucosamine-6-sulfatase activity
Source: RefSeq, a predicted model, not a curated record
AUGCUUCAACUGGCGUGUCUGCUGGCGCUGGUUGGCAUUGCUGCUUCCAACUCAUUGGCGCAACAGCAGCCACUUUCGGCUCCCGCCAAACCCAAUGUGAUCUUCAUCCUGACAGACGACCAGGAUGCCCAUCUGGAUUCCAUUGCAUACAUGCCAUUUGUACAGAAACAUCUGCUUAACAGAGGGACGCACUAUCGCAGCCACUAUUGCACAACAAGCGUGUGUUGUCCGUCCAGAGUUUCAUUAUGGACUGGAAAGCUAGCACAUAAUACAAAUGUCACCGACGUCAAUCCUCCAUAUGGUGGUUACCCCAAGUUUAUCUCGCAAGGCUUAAACGACAACUAUCUUCCUGUCUGGUUGCAGGAGGCACAAUACAACACGUAUUACACUGGCAAACUUUUCAACGUCCAUACGGUCGAAAAUUACAACGCCCCAUUCGCAGCGGGGUUUACUGACAAUGAGUUUCUGCUGGAUCCAUUCACAUACGACUAUCUAAACAGCACAUUCCAACAAGGCCGCGAAUCACCCCAGAGCUAUGAAGGUGAGUACACCACGGAUAUCCUUACAAAGAAGGCGUAUAGUCUUCUUGAUAAGGCUGUGGUGGCUCAAAAGCCGUUUUUCCUUACCAUUGCACCCAUUGCACCCCAUUGCAACGUCUUCAUGAACGGGACCGGGUUGGAUGAAAAUCCAGUGUUCAGUUUCACUGAGCCCAUUCCCGCAAAAAGACAUGAACAUCUCUUUGAGAACAUACAAGUUCCUCGCACCCCAUCUUUCAAUCCCGAGCAACCUUCGGGGGCUAGCUGGGUCAAGACUCUGAAGCGUCAAAAUGAGACGAAUGUCGAGUACAACGACCAUUUCUACCGCUCCCGGCUCCGCGCUCUCCAGGCUGUUGAUGAACUGGUUGAUGGUAUUUUCGCCCGUUUACAGGACUAUGAUCUUCUAGAUAAUACAUAUAUCGUUUACAGCUCCGAUAAUGGGUAUCAUAUCGGCCAACAUAGACUACAGCCGGGAAAAACGUGUGGGUACGAGGAAGACAUCAACAUCCCAUUAAUAAUUCGUGGUCCUGGUAUAGCGGAGAAUAAAACCACGGAUAUUGUCACGACGCAUACCGAUUUGGCUCCUACCUUUCUACAAUUACUCGGUAUUCCGCUACGACCCGAUUUCGAUGGUGAGCCCAUCCCAUUAACGCAGGCGGAUAUUGAAGUAGCAGACUCGAAGAGACAGGAGCAUGUCAACGUUGAGUAUUGGGGCUUUGCUAAUGGAGAGGGCAAAUACGACUUUGAUUUAUCCGCGUAUAACCAUACGUACAAAGCCCUCCGCGUUAAAGGAAGGGAAUACAAUAUAUACUAUUCAGUCUGGUGUAACAACGAACACGAACUUUACGAUAUGACGGUAAGGCUAUUUAUUUUCAUGGUUCUACGGCAUUUGCUAUCCAUUGAUGCUUCAAAAGAGAAAGCUGACUGUGAACAGGCCGACCCUCACCAACUCCAUAAUCUCCUCUCCACAGAUGACAAAGAAAACCAGACAUCCCACGCGAUCCUUGGUAUCAGCCUCCCAAAAGUCGUCGCAAGACUUGACUCACUACUGCUGGUCCUCAAGUCAUGCAAGGGCCAAGUAUGUGUCAAGCCGUGGAAAGCGUUGCACCCCCAGGGAGAAGUUACGUCGUUGAAAGAUGCGCUGGAUACGCGGUACGAUUACUUCUACAAAGAGAAGCAGACCAGCAGAGUUUACUUUGACGAGUGUGCGCGUGGUUACCUCCUUGAUGUAGAAGGGCCCCAGUAUAACUUUGAAAGCAACGACGAGGGAAAUUCGUUCAUUCGAGACGGAUUGCCGUGGUAUGAAUGGGUUUAA